Molecule: messenger RNA, 774 nt
Organism: Eruca vesicaria subsp. sativa (arugula)
Lineage: Eukaryota; Viridiplantae; Streptophyta; Magnoliopsida; Brassicales; Brassicaceae
Source: the annotation of a GenBank genome assembly
AUGGCUAUGGAGUUUUGGAGAUCCGCGAUCGCCUUCCUUCUUCUGCUCUUCAUGCAUGCCGCUCACUCUUUCUAUCUCCCAGGUGUCGCUCCUCAGGAUUUCGAAAAGGGUGAUGAGCUCAAGGUUAAAGUGAAUAAGUUAACUUCAAUCAAGACUCAGCUUCCAUAUUCGUAUUACUCUCUUCCUUUUUGUCAACCAAAGAAGAUUGUUGAUAGUACUGAGAAUCUUGGAGAAGUGCUUCGUGGUGACAGGAUCGAAAAUGCUCCUUAUUCGUUUAAAAUGCGGGAGGCACAGAUGUGUAAUAUUCUCUGUCGGGUCACACUUGAUGCUAAGACAGCCAAAGCGUUUAAAGAAAAGAUUGAUGAUGAGUACCGUGUCAACAUGAUUCUUGACAACCUUCCUCUUGUGGUUCCAAUCGAAAGAGUGGAUCAGGGCUCUCCCGCUGUUGUUUAUCAGCUUGGAUAUCAUGUUGGUCUUAAAGGCCAGUAUGAAGGGAGCAAAGAGCAGAAGUUCUUUAUGCACAAUCACUUGGCAUUUACAGUCCGGUAUCACAGAGAUGUAGAAACUGAUGCUGCAAGGAUUGUGGGAUUUGAAGUAAAACCUUACAGUGUUAAGCAUGAAUACGAUGGAGAGUGGAGUGAGAAGACCCGUCUCACAACCUGUGAUCCUCACAAAAAGCGCCUCGUCGUUAGCUCGGCUACCCCUCAAGAAGUUGAACAAAAGAAGGAGAUCAUCUUCACUUAUGAUGUUGAUUUCCAGGCAAGUGUUUUUUAA